Molecule: messenger RNA, 686 nt
Organism: Drosophila ananassae
Lineage: Eukaryota; Metazoa; Arthropoda; Insecta; Diptera; Drosophilidae
Gene: Cks85A
Product: cyclin-dependent kinases regulatory subunit
Exons: 3
Coding region: 154-450 (98 amino acids)
Biological process (GO): regulation of mitotic cell cycle
Cellular component (GO): cyclin-dependent protein kinase holoenzyme complex; SCF ubiquitin ligase complex
Molecular function (GO): cyclin-dependent protein serine/threonine kinase activator activity; histone binding; protein kinase binding
Source: RefSeq, a predicted model, not a curated record
AUUAAGGCACUCAGAAUAAUUUCGAUUUUGAGAACAAAGGUUUGAAAACAACACAAGAAGAUAACAAUAGCAAGACUGGGCAGUGUUAAUAUUACGGAUGCGGUUGCUUGCCAGCCUACAAGGACAAAAAAUACAUGAUUUUGAGCUGUUGCGAUGCCAGCGGAUCAGAUUCAAUAUUCAGAAAAGUACUUUGAUGACAAAUUCGAAUACAGGCAUGUUAUUCUGCCUGCGGAUUUGGCAAAGCAUGUACCAAAAGCGCACUUGAUGACUGAGACAGAAUGGAGAAACCUUGGCGUACAGCAAAGUCCCGGCUGGGUCCACUACAUGGUUCAUGCACCAGAGCCACACGUAAUACUAUUCCGCCGGAAGCGCGUCGAGGAGGAAAACGCGCCACAGGUGGCAUCUGCACCACGUUCCCAAAGCACCGGCCUCGCAGGUGUGCGCGGUUAAUCAAGGAUGGCCAUGAACUCACCAUCGCUUAUGCAGUAUUUCAUAAGUCAGCAUCAGGUAUCCUGAUGUAAAACUAUCGUAAAUAGCUUUAGGAUAAGUUAAGCUGCUAAGUUCAAAGAUUCAAAGACAACUCAGAGUAACUUGUUGGAGAUAUAUCAAUUUCAUUAAGUUUAUUACCUAUUAUUAAAUACAAAAAUAAGCGUACGCCAUGUGUACAGAUAGUGUAAAAUCAUUAA